Teleopsis dalmanni is the source of this 345-nucleotide messenger RNA. Its product is annotated as flotillin-2-like. Lineage: Eukaryota; Metazoa; Arthropoda; Insecta; Diptera; Diopsidae. The record is from RefSeq and is a predicted model, not a curated record. Gene Ontology annotation, biological process: protein localization to plasma membrane; regulation of myoblast differentiation. The transcript has 4 exons. Gene Ontology annotation, cellular component: plasma membrane. Bases 103 to 345 code for a protein of 80 amino acids.
GCAGGUGGCUGCUGUGGUUCUACGAAGAAGCGAACUAUUGUGGGUGGCUGGGCAUGGGCUUGGUGGUGUGUUACUGAUGUGCAGCGCCUUUCGUUGAAUGUCAUGACAUUGAAUCCAAUGUGCGAAAAUGUCGAAACAGCACAAGGUGUACCGCUUACUGUUACUGGAGUAGCUCAGUGUAAAAUUAUGAAGUCGACUUCUUACAAGAGUUCGAGUAGUCAACAAGAGGCUGACGAACUGUUGGGCACUGCAAGCGAGCAAUUCCUGGGCAAGAGCGUUAAGGAGAUUAAGCAGACUAUACUACAGACCUUGGAAGGACAUUUGCGCGCUAUAUUGGGAGGUUGA